Melanotaenia boesemani (Boeseman's rainbowfish) is the source of this 3554-nucleotide messenger RNA. RefSeq names its product sodium- and chloride-dependent creatine transporter 1. Gene Ontology annotation, biological process: sodium ion transmembrane transport. Gene Ontology annotation, cellular component: membrane. The record is from RefSeq and is a predicted model, not a curated record. The transcript has 14 exons. Lineage: Eukaryota; Metazoa; Chordata; Actinopteri; Atheriniformes; Melanotaeniidae. The coding region runs from base 617 to 2674 and encodes 685 amino acids.
ACCGAGCUCGCGUCAGCCAAUCACGUCAGCUGACGGCGGGAGGAGGCGGAGGGAGGCGGGGGGAGCGUCAGUCACAGUUAACGGGCGGUUGAGCAAAGCGGAUCACAUUCUUCGGUCGUCGAACCGCAGCAUCUCGUAGUGGAUCAUGGAUUUCUGACUAAGCUGUCGAUUCAAACAAGCCAAAAUUACUCUUUUUAUCUAAGGCGUAGUAUCAUUUUCAUUUAACGGUUAUCCAUGAGAUUCUUCAGGCUUACCUUCAAGUGCUUCGUCGACUGCUUUUGAAUCUGCCCUGUCUACGGCUGAACUGACCGCGGAUCUUUGUGAUAUUUUCCAUCUCUUGGCUGAGCUGAGGGGUUCCGACGUACAAUUAAAAAAAAAAAAAAAAAAAAAAAAAAAAAAUUGGAAUGUUUUUUUUUCAAUUGCCAAAAUACCGAUAAAAAAUCCCCAAAACACCUGGAGCAGUUUUUUAUUGUUGUUACAUCUCUGUCUCUGAGCCCGCCGGGUGCCCUCUUCAGCCCGGCAUUCUUCAAACUUCGGCUGCCCCUCACCCCCGACCAAACAAAAACAACCUGCUUCCUCGUUAAUAUCAACUAUUUUUGUGACACUACCAAGCAAUAUGUCACCAGAGUUGGAGGAGAACAGCCAAGGUGAUAUCAGUAUUUCCCAGUUGGAAGCAGGGACUCUGUCUGAGGAGGAGGGUGGGGGGUCAGCUCGUCCCCUAGUACCUGUGCCUGCUGCAGGUCUAGGGUGCGAUGAGGGCGGAGGAGCUGGCCCACCGCAGACCCAGGACGGGGCUCCAAUUGCAACUGGAAACGGGGCUGUUUCAGGGCCAUUCGUUGAGAGACAAACCUGGACCAGACAGAUGGACUUCAUCAUGUCCUGCGUGGGUUUUGCUGUUGGUCUGGGCAACGUGUGGCGGUUUCCUUACCUUUGCUACAAGAAUGGAGGAGGUGUUUUCCUGAUUCCUUACUUGCUGAUUGUGUUCAUUGGGGGAAUUCCAGUCUUCUUCCUGGAGAUUGCACUGGGCCAGUUCAUGAAGCAGGGAGGGGUCUCUGCCUGGAACAUUGCGCCCCUCUUCAAAGGUCUGGGCCUGGCCUCAAUGGUGAUAGUGUUCUUCUGCAACACCUACUACAUCAUGAUCCUGGUGUGGGGCCUCUACUUUCUCUUCCAUUCUUUUAUUAACCCACUGCCCUGGGCCACCUGUGGACACCCCUGGAACACUCCCAAUUGUACGCAGGACUUUCGACGCAUCUGCCACAACCACAGUGCUGCCCAGCCUGGUUUGCCAUCAUCUGCUGCCAUCCCCUCCAACCUCCUCACCACCAUGUCCCCAAUGAACCUGUCCUCAUCCCAGCUCCUCCUCAAUGGCAGCUGCAUCGAGGCUGAGGGAAUGCGCUCCCCAGUCAUCGAGUUCUGGGAACGUAAAGUGCUUCGUCUGUCUGGAGGGCUGCACGAGCCUGGUGUCAUAAGCUAUGAGAUGGUGCUUUGUCUUAUAGCCACUUGGAUCAUUGUUUACUUCUGCAUGUGGAAAGGAGUUAAAUCUACUGGCAAGGUUGUGUACUUCACUGCUCUGUUCCCCUACCUGGUCCUGGUUGUUCUCUUGGCUCAUGGAGUCACUCUACCUGGAGCUUUGGAUGGCAUUGUUUACUAUCUAAAACCAGACUGGUCCAAACUUGGAGAAGCGCAGGUGUGGAUUGAUGCCGGCACUCAGAUUUUUUUCUCCUAUGCCAUCGGACUGGGUGCCCUUACUGCACUGGGCAGCUACAACCGCUUCAAUAACAACUGUUACCAGGAUGCAUUUGUGCUGGCCCUUAUUAACAGCGGAACCAGUUUUUUUGCUGGCUUCGUGGUGUUUUCUGUGCUGGGUUUCAUGGCUGCAGAACAAGGAGUUGACAUCAGUAAGGUCGCUGAGAGUGGUCCAGGCUUGGCUUUUAUAGCUUACCCCAAGGCUGUGACUCUGAUGCCUCUAGCGCCGCUCUGGGCAGCGUUGUUCUUCUUUAUGCUGCUCAUACUGGGUCUGGACAGUCAGUUCGUAGGUGUAGAGGGUUUAAUAACAGGAAUCAUGGACAUGUUACCUCCUAAGUCGGCCCUGGGCUCCUUGCGACGAGAGGUAGUUGCUGCAAUCUGCUGCUUCAUCUGCUUCCUGAUUGACAUGUCCAUGGUCACUGAGGGAGGGAUGUAUGUAUUCCAGCUGUUUGACUACUACUCUGCCAGUGGCAUUACUCUGUUGUGGCAGGCCUUCUGGGAGUGUGUUGUCAUUGCAUGGGUCUAUGGUGCAGACCGUUUCAUGGACGAUGUGGCUCGUAUGAUUGGCUAUCAGCCCCUACCCUACAUGAAGUGGUGCUGGUCUUACAUCACACCUUUUGUCUGUGUGGGAGUGUUCCUCUUCCACGUGGUGAAUUACAAGCCCCUGACCUACAACACAGUGUACACAUACCCCAUAUGGGGUGAAAUACUCGGCUGGGCGCUGGCUCUGUCCUCUAUGCUUUGUAUUCCUGUCACUGUUCUCUACAAAUUACUUUGUUGCAAAGGUUCUUUGCGGGAGAGGUGGCAGCACCUAACCACCCCAGUUUGGGGUAGACAUCACCUGGAGUACCUUGCCCCAGAGAGCGAGGCCAUUUUGCUGCCCCCUGCAGGAACCAAGAGCACGCUUCUCUUUGAGAGUGUCAUCUGAUGAGAUGAACUUUGACAUCAACACAUGCUUACACAAAAUCAUGCACCCUACACCGGCAUAGUAAGACUUAUUAGUUACACACCCUAAAAUUUGAAAGCUUUGAAAAAGCCCUGGACAAAUGGACCAAAAAUUACACUGGAGAAGAACUAAAACACACCUGCCCUCUUUCAGUCACACCCCCUGCUCCGUUUUCUCUACCUCGCUCCUUCUCUCCUUGCUUUCCAUCCCCUGCUUUUGUGCUGUCUCGUCCCGUCUCGUCUAGUGAGUGUGAUGCGUCCUGUGUAGCUACGAUAUCUUCCCUCUCCACACCUUUCCGUCAGUACUACAAAAGCCUCAUCUGUCCCAAGCCAUCUUGUUCAGAAUUACCAGAAACCUAAAAGAUUCUGGUUAAACUUAUUCAAACAAAAGACCUCAUAUCUGCUGCUGAUAUUCCAUUGUCUGGGUUGUGUAUGUGUGUAGCUGCACGUAUACCUGUGUGUGCCCGUAUAUCUGUAGGUGUGAAUGGGGUUGUGCAUGUGUUUUGUGAUAAACGUGGGUUGGACUUUGGCAGUGUUAUUUUGAUUUACAUGUGAUGCUGCCUUUGGCUGGUGAUUUCUGUCAACUGCUCUCUGAAUUAAGAGUACAAAAGUAACUUCCAUUUGUAAAAACAAAAAAUGUUAUCACAAUGAGACAAUGCAUCACAACUUCCAGCUGUGUAUUAUAAACUAACUUAAGUAUUCUGUGUAUUGUAGGUCUGUGAAUUAGAAUUAAUAUUUGGAGUGGGUGCAGAUAAUUAUUUCCAUACCAGGAGAUGGGGAGAAACAUCCGACUGAACUGUGUAGCAAGCAGGAGACUGGGUUGUGGGGAGGGGAUGGAGAGAAGCAAUAAAUGACCCGAUGAA